CAAGAAAAUGGCUGCAGCUUUGUCAGCGUGCACAAGAUCAAUGACAAAAUGUUGCUGCACUGGUAGACAAGAAAGUGGCAAACGCUUCUUCUUAGAAUCAGGUUUCUUUCUACACUAGGGAUCAGAAAACAAGAGUGUUGUAGCAUCUAGUGAACUGUUUAACUAUAUUUUCCAAACAUGGAAUGUCGGCGGCCAUUUUCCUGUGGUUUUAACUCUAUCCACCUGACAUCACUGUCAGGUUCUCCCGCAGCCCACUGUACCAAGUGUGUAUUUCCUUUCUGGGGCAGAUUUGGAGGACCUAUGUUAACGACACUUGAGCUGUGAGGAACGCAAGUCUUUAUUGGAGGUCACGUGAGAAUGAGAUGCGUCAUUGAUUCGCUGAGGAUGGAGAAGGACAGGAGUCCCAUGACUGAAAGGAUAGUAAAUCUCUCCCUGGAGAUCAUCUACCUGCUGACUGGAGAGGAUUACACAGUUGUGAAGAAGACAUCUGGUGAGUGUGUUACACCCAGUAGCCAUUCCUGUGUGUCAGGAAGACGGAGCAGGACCCAGAGCCCCAUCACAGUAUCCCCACUUCACUCACUGAUACAUGAGAGAGACAAUGAGCAGAAGAUCCUGGAACUCACAAACAAGAUCAUUCAGCUGCUGACUGGAGAGGUUCCUAUAAGGUGUCAGGAUGUCACUGUCUAUCUCUCCAUGGAGGAGUGGGAGUAUGUAGAGAGACACAAGGGUCUGUAUGAGGAUGUGUUGGUGGAGAAUUGCCAGACCCUCAUACCACUGGAUGGGUCCAGUAACAGAGAUACCCCAGAGAGAUGUCCUUGUCCUCUUCAUUCACAGGACUGUACAGAGGAGAAUCACAGGACCCCACAGGAGGAUCAGGGUGACGGUCUGACUGAUAUUAAGGUAGAAGAUAUGGAGGGAGAAGAAGAGAUGUAUGUGAGGGGUGAUCAGCAGUGUAAGGAGGAGGAAAUCCCUACAGAUAUCAGCUCAGUAGAUGGGCGCACAAGCAGGAAUAUCUCGGAGGGAGGACUCAUCAUGUCUCCAGAUAUUAAAAUAGAAGAUAAGAACAUCAGACAAGAUUCUCCAGGAGAAAACACCAUUAUCCUAAAUAUACAUCCAGCACUUCCCAGUACAGAUAUGUCAUGUGGUUCCUCUAAUCAUGAGGAACAUUCUCCUGAUAAUUCAGAUCUUGCUACACACAAUACAGCUCAUAAAGGUGAAACAGUAUCAUCUAGUUAUGAAUCUGGUAUAAGUUCUAUACAUCAGUCAGCUUUUGUUAGGCAUAAAAAAUCUCACACAGGUGAGAAUCCGUUUACAUGCUCUGAGUGUGGGAAAUGUUUUACACAUAAAUCCUCUUUUGUUUUACAUCAGAGGACACAUACCGGUGAGAAGCCAUUUAUGUGCCCUGAGUGUAAAAAAUGUUUUACAAAGAAAUCCAGUCUUGUUAGACAUGAGAUACUUCACACAGGUGAGAAGCCAUUUACAUGCUCUGAGUGUAGGAAAUGUUUUACACAUAAAUCCUAUCUAGUCAUACAUCAGAGGACACACUCUGAUGAGAAGCCGUAUACAUGCUCUGAGUGUGGAAAAUGUUUUGCAAUUAAAUCUAGUCUUGUUACACAUGAGAGACUUCACACAGGUGAGAAGCCAUUUACAUGCUCUAGGUGUGGGAAAUCUUUUGCAAAGAAAUCCAGUCUUGUAACACAUGAGACACUUCACACAGAUGUGAAACCAUUUUCAUGUCCUGAGUGUGGGAAAUGUUUUGCAAAUAAAUCCAGUCUUGUUACACAUGAGAGACUUCACACAGAUGUGAAAGCAUUUUCAUGUUCUGAGUGUGGGAAGUGUUUUGCAAAAAAAUCACAUCUUGUUACACAUGAGAGACUUCACACAGGUGAGAAGCCAUUUACAUGUCCUGAGUGUGGGAAAUGUUUUGCAAAGAAAUCACAUCUUGUUACACAUGAGAGACUUCACACAGGUGAGAAUCCGUUUACAUGUCCUGAGUGUGGGAAGUGUUUUACACAAAAAUCUCAUCUUGUUACACAUGAAAGAAGUCACACAGGUGAGAAACCUUUUCCAUGUUCAGAGUGUGGGAAAUGUUUUAUUUAUAAAUCUUAUCUUGUUAUACAUGAGAGAAGUCACACGGGUGAGAAACCUUUUUUAUGUUCUGAGUGUGGGAAAAAUUUUCCAAGUAAUUCACGUCUUGUGGAACAUCAGAGGUCACACACUGGGUAUAAACCGUUUCCAUGUCCUGAGUGUGGGAAAUGUUUUGCAAAAAAAUCAUAUCUUAUUAUACAUCGGAGAAAUCACACAGGUGAGACACCAUUUACAUGCUCUGAGUGUGGGAAAUGUUUUACACAGAAAUCAGGUCUUGUUAAACAUAUUAGAAUUCAUAGGUGAGAAACGGUUUUCAUGUUCUAGUUGUGGAAAUGUUUUACACAGAAAUCAGGUCUUGUUAAACAUAUUAGAAUUCAUAGGUGAGAAACGGUUUUCAUGUUCUAGUUGUGGAAAUGUUUUACACAGAAAUCAGGUCUUGUUAAACAUAUUAGAAUUCAUAGGUGAGAAACGGUUUUCAUGUUCUAGUUGUGGAAAUGUUUUACACAGAAAUCCCAUCUUGAGAGACAUCACACCAAUGAGAAGCCAUUUACAUGAACUGAGUGCGGGAAAUGUUUUGCACACAAAUUGUUUCUUAGACAACAGAAAGCUCACACUUCAUCAAUGAGCUGAUAUAUGUAAAAUAAGCAUCAAUAGUAAAUAUUGAGAAAGUGGUGUAUGUUAUUAAUGUAAAUAAUAAAAGCAGACAUGAAUACAUUAAAACAUA
Messenger RNA from Pseudophryne corroboree (corroboree frog), 2812 nucleotides. Its product is annotated as zinc finger protein 883-like. Gene Ontology annotation, biological process: regulation of transcription by RNA polymerase II. The record is from RefSeq and is a predicted model, not a curated record. The transcript is spliced from 7 exons. Gene Ontology annotation, molecular function: DNA-binding transcription factor activity, RNA polymerase II-specific; RNA polymerase II cis-regulatory region sequence-specific DNA binding. Bases 358 to 2391 code for a protein of 677 amino acids. NCBI's taxonomy places the organism in Eukaryota, Metazoa, Chordata, Amphibia, Anura, Myobatrachidae.